AUACAGUUUGUCAGAUUUGACUUUUUGUAGCAGGUUAGAAUUUACGCAGCAGGUUAGGAUAAUUAGAUUAAGGUUAAGAAAAGGCUUAGCUAAAAUUAAAACAAAUCUACUUUUAACGUUCAUUUAACAAAAGCUGUAUCCCUUCUAGACAUUACCAUUUUGUUCUCCCUGGCCUAUACCGUAUUUUGAUUCGUCGAGGCUAUGAUGUGUUAAAAUUGAAAGUGAAAGAGUUCUCCCCACGAAAUGCUGACACUUCCAGCCGACUCAGUUUACCGUGACAGCGUUUAACAAAGUAAAAGGGGUAGAAAAGUAAAGUGCAGUAGGCUUUCUCACCUUUCACCUGAGGGCUCUCGGGUUGUGGAUUCGUUCGCCCAUCUUGAUUGAAGAUGCUCCAUAAUUCCCGACCUUGCCAACCUCAAAGCUCUGGUUUUUCCUUUGAAAACACUCGCAGGAAUGCUGUGUUGGAGGGGAAUUUGUCAGAGCUUGGUUACAGUUCUCCUAAGGCAAGGAAGACUGGAACCACCAUCGCUGGCAUAGUCUUCAAGGAUGGGGUGAUACUUGGAGCAGACACAAGAGCCACUGAUGACAUGGUGGUAGCUGACAAGAAUUGCAUGAAGAUCCACUACAUUGCACCCAACAUCUACUGUUGUGGAGCAGGUGUGGCUGCAGAUGCAGAAGUAACCACUCAGAUGAUGUCAUCCAAUGUGGAGCUACACUCACUCAGCACAGGACGCCCUCCCCUUGUUGUCACGGUUACCCGACAACUGAAACAGAUGCUCUUCAGGUACCAGGGACAUAUUGGCUCCUCUCUGAUUGUUGGAGGUGUGGAUGUGACUGGCGCUCACCUCUACAGUGUCUACCCACACGGCUCCUACGACAAAUUACCAUUCCUUACUAUGGGUUCAGGAGCAGGGGCAGCUAUUUCUAUCUUUGAGGACAGAUACAGACCAAACUUGGAGCUGGAAGAGGCUAAAAAGCUGGUGCGGGAUGCCAUUACUGCUGGGAUUUUCUGUGACCUGGGCUCUGGUAGUAAUGUGGACCUGUGUGUCAUCACUCAGUCAGGGGUGCAGUAUCUUAGGGGCUAUGACCAGCCUGCCCAAAAGGGGAAAAAAGAAGGACAGUACAAGUACAAGCCUGGCACCACUGCAGUUUUGACAAAGACGGUCACACCCCUGCCUCUGGAUGUUCUUGAUGAAUCAAUUCAGCUUAUGGACACUCAGUGAAAUGUUUGCUGCUGCAGGCAUUAUCAAACACACUCAUGAAUUCCAAAACUCAUUAGUAAAAGUGUCUACUUUAAUUCUAAAUCCUGACCGGUACUUACUACCAAAAUACAAUUAAUGCAUUUUGACAUUUUUAUUAAACCUAUUAGCAGUUUCUACCAGAACAUGCAUGCAAUAGUACAGCACCGUCACUAUGAUAACCCCACACACCAAACCAUACACACAUCUAAAUCUAAUGUUGAAUAUGUCUGUAUAAUUGUUCUUACUAUUACAAGCUACUUUGUUAUAUUACUAGAGUUAUGACAUAUUACUGCUAGAUAUGCUGUUGCUACUGUACCAAAGAUUUGUAUAACUAACCAAAUGCUUCACAUUUAUACAUCCGGUGAAAUAUCUGUCUCAUUGUUGUAUAUGUCACUGUACGUUGUUAAUGUCAUGGCAAAUCAGAUGCUCGAGCUGACUGAUGUGACUGGUCCAAUAAACAAGCAGCUUCACUUUCUCUGACACCA
This is a messenger RNA of Coregonus clupeaformis (lake whitefish), 1726 nucleotides long. RefSeq names its product proteasome subunit beta type-7. NCBI's taxonomy places the organism in Eukaryota, Metazoa, Chordata, Actinopteri, Salmoniformes, Salmonidae. Gene Ontology annotation, molecular function: threonine-type endopeptidase activity. Gene Ontology annotation, cellular component: proteasome core complex. The record is from RefSeq and is a predicted model, not a curated record. Bases 387 to 1223 code for a protein of 278 amino acids. The transcript has 8 exons.